Molecule: messenger RNA, 2445 nt
Organism: Pseudovirgaria hyperparasitica
Lineage: Eukaryota; Fungi; Ascomycota; Dothideomycetes; Acrospermales; Acrospermaceae
Product: sulfate permease-like protein
Exons: 2
Coding region: 130-2181 (683 amino acids)
Biological process (GO): transmembrane transport
Cellular component (GO): membrane
Molecular function (GO): sulfate transmembrane transporter activity
Source: RefSeq, a predicted model, not a curated record
CGGCUGGCUUUGUCAGUAUGCUGUUUGAUAUAAGGCCUCAUACGAUGCCCACACCGUGACCGGAUAGCCCCUGCUUACUUCGCUUCUCGUCAUUGUUGCCCCUUUGCUACUUCGCAGCCUUUGUUCACGAUGGCUCGAUUUAACAAAGAGACACUCCGCAAGAAGACAGACGAAAUCAAGAAAGAAUUAAGGAAUGAUGAGACCCUCGAUAAGGCGAGGCGAUAUGCCAAUACCGGGUUCCGCUCUGCCCCAUCUGUUGCUGGAGAAUAUCUCUACGAAAAGCUUCCUGUCAUUCAGUGGCUUCCACGUUACAGGCCGCAAUGGGUCAUCAACGAUUUCAUCGCUGGUCUGACCGUUGGCAUCAUGCUGAUCCCUCAAUCUCUUGCGUACGCAAAGAUUGCAACGAUCGAUGGCCAAUACGGCCUCAUGUCCAGCUGGCUACCAGGAAUACUAUACUUCUUCAUGGGAACAUCGAAAGACUUAUCAACUGGACCAACAUCCUUGCUUGGGCUUCUGACUGCAGAAGCUGUUCGCAAACUGUCCGAAGACGGCUAUUCUCCUGAGCAAAUAUCGUCUGCCGUUGCUAUGAUGGUGGGCAUCUACGCCCUGGGUAUGGGUCUUCUGAAGCUCGGCUUUCUUCUCAACUUCAUUUCAGUUCCUGUCCUGACUGGAUUCAUCUCUGCCACCGCCAUCGUUAUCAUGCUGGGCCAAGUCGGCUCUAUCUUCGGUCUGAAGACCCGGACUGGUACGGCCAAGAUCAUCCACGACGUCUUCUCCCAGCUUGGAGAUUCUGACGGACCGACUGUCGCCAUCGGUUUUUCCGGUAUCAUCAUGCUCGUCGGCCUUCAGUGGAUUGGCAGGAGGUGGGGCAAAAAGAGCAAGAUCGUCUGGUACAUUGCACUCGCUCGUGCCGCGAUUGUCCUCAUACUGUUCACUGGUAUCAGUUACGGAGUCAACAAGGACCGCGAGGACCCCCUCUGGGCCCUUUCGCAGGUCAAAGCCGAUGGAAUCGCCAAGCCAAGAAUGGUCGAUGCUAACUUGAUUGCCAAAGCAGCUCCACUUGCUGUUACUCCUUUCUUCGCAGGAGCCCUCGAGCACUUGGCCAUUGCCAAAGGCUUUGGUCGCAAGAACAACUACGUGAUUGACCAAUCUCAGGAGCUUGUCUAUCUCGGACUCACCAACUUUGUCAACAGCUUUUGGCCUGUGAUGAGUGUCGGCGGCGCCAUGUCGCGUACCGCUGUCAAUUCUGAGUCUGGAGUACGCUCGCCAAUGAGCCACUUGAUUGCAUCUGGAUUCGUCCUGCUCAGCAUCUUCAAGCUCACCGGAGCACUGUACUGGAUCCCAAAAGCCACCCUCGCCGCAAUCAUCAUCACCGCAGUCUGGGCUCUCAUUGGCCCUGCAUCCGCCUUCUACUUCAUCUGGCAAACCUCACUCGCAGACUUCAUUGCCAGCAUGCUCGCCUUCUGGGUAACCCUCUUCGUCAACACCGAGUAUGGCAUCGCCUCCGCCGUAUGCUUCUCCAUCGUCUACACCCUCCUCCGCAACGCCUUCGCCUCCGUCAAGCACCAGUCCCCAAGCAAGCUCAUCAUGACCCGCAGUCCACCCGCCGGCCCCGAAGACAUCACCGUCGAGCCCGACACCCGCAUCUUCCGCUUCUCCCAAGCCAUCCUCUUCCCCAACGCCUACCGCAUCAAAGACAUCACGCUCGACACCGUCCAAACAUACAACGCCGGCGACGCAGACGUCAUCCGCGCAUCCCUAGAAAACCGCAACUGGAGCGUCAGCGGCGAGCGCAAAAUCCGCAAACUCCGCGCCAAAGCAGCCGUCUCGGCUGACCCGCCGCCCAUCCGCCUCGUCGUGCUGGACAUGGCCGCUGUCUCGUACGUCGACACGACUGGCGUGCUGGCCCUCGGCGAGUUCAAGGCCGAGCUGCGCAAGUACGGCGGCAAGGACGUGCGCGUGCGCUUCGCGAACAUGGGCGCGAGUCUGCGCAGGAAGUUUGAGCGGGCGAGGUGGCGGCUCGUCGAUGUGCGCGACGUGCUUGUGGUGGGCGUGCCGGAGGGUGCGGACGUGGUGUUUGAUUCCGUGGCGGAUGCGCUUGUGGGCGAGCCCGAGGUGAGAGAGAAGAGCGAGACGGUGAUUCAUAUCGAGCAGGCGGCGCUGGACAAGCUUGAUGUCUAGACUUAGCGUGAGGUUCGAGUUUUGGAGUCAUUUUAUCUGGAAGGGGUCCUAUACAUUUUUUCGUUGUUGGGGGGUGCAAGGCGAGAGUGGUGGAUACCCGAGACGGCCUUGUCGGAUAUGGCUGGGAUAGAUGGCCUGUGUGUUUUUUUCCUUGCGGAAUGGGAUGUGAGUACAGGGAUCGCUAUUAUGAUGUUACGAAUUUAUGUUUGAUAUUGCUGAACAUACACACUGAUACCUUUCUUUUCGUACAAUAUCAGCGUGACA